CUACUUUUAUCCUCUUCUUCCGCUUAUUUUAUACUGGUUUUUAGGACGUUGGAUCUUUACGUUAAUCUUUAUCGAGCAGAAUGAAAGGAAAUGUUGUGGGACAAAGAACUCCAAUUAGUGAUGGGCCCAUCUGAUGCUAAACUGGUUCCAUGGACCCAAGGGACCAAUUUGAACAGGCACGUGCCUGGGGUUCGCUGGCUUCACGCGUGUCUAUCCAAGCACCAGACGCGUUACUUGGUUGCCCGGGAAACGCAUCAUUUCGCCAUCUGUCACGGUCCGGUGUAGUGAUCCCUGUCGUGUAGCUGCGACACGGUCUAAUAUUUACUGCUCUCUAACGAUGGAGAACGCAUAUUGAUACACAUUUUUUAUUCCAGGCAUAAACAAACCGAGUGGGCGGAGUAAGCAGACAUAUCCGCCCACUGAAUGCGGACGAUUUGACACGCCCUUUAUUGCUACAACCCUUAUCUAAUGAUGGACUAAAGGUGAAUGUAACUUGACACUGAGAGUGUUUGGAGGAGAGAGUGAAAGUUUGACACUGACAUUGUUGGCCGAUCCGCACAGCUGAGGACAACUGGAAGUAGGUCAUUAUCUGAGUCAGUAUGAAUAGCCCCUUCAGUCCCAGACGAGAACCAGCACCUGACCUCUCCUGUCUGCUCCAGUACAACGAGUGGCUGGCAUGUAGGCAUGAAGCCAGUCUGCUGCCCAUGAAAGAAGAUCUGGCCAUCUGGCUAAACAGAAUCCUUGGUUUGGAUAUAACAGCUGAGAGUUUCAUGGACAGGCUGGACACCGGUGUAGUCUUAUGUCAGCUUGCAGAGGAGAUACAGGAGAAGAUGAUUCUGACCAGCAAUGAUGACAAGCCAUUUAUUCGCCGCGUGAUAAGGUGGCGGCCUGAUGCAACACCGGGAUCGUUCUUUGCUCGGGACAAUACAGCAAACUUUCUGUACUGGUGCCGUAAGAUUGGGGUGGCUCAGUCACAUCUUUUUGAAUCUGAAGAUCUUGUUCUUCAGAGGCAUCCCAGGGACGUUUGCUUGUGUCUCAUGCAGCUCGGGAGAAUUGCUUCAAGGUAUGGAAUUGAGCCUCCUGCACUUGUGAAGCUAGAGAAAGAGAUUGAAAAAGAGGAGGGUGGCUGUUUGUCACCAUCAAUGUUUUAUUCCUCACCUCUGUCCUCUCCAUCCACUCCACCUCUCUUCUUCCCAACUGAUCCAAACCCCCCUCCGGUCUCAACAUCGUCUCCUUUCCCCACACCCAUCUCUCCUGCCACACCACCUGCCUCGCCUCCUCUAGACCCACAUCCCUCUCCUCCUUUACUCGCUACCCCUCCCCCAGAUUUAAUCUCCCGGCCUUCCAGCAUCACUGACUUAAACACCCAGUCCAUACCACAGCCUGCAUCACCCUCUACACCAUCACCUGUCAGCACACCCAUCAAAUCUUUAUCAGCCACACCCACAAAAUACCUGGCAAAGUUUAAUGGAAAAAAGAAUACUGGUAACCUGCUGGAUGAUAUUGUAAGGCAGAUAUCAGAGGAUCCACCCUGCAAAUGUCCAGUCAAAUUCUGCGUCGAAAAACAGCCAAAAGGGCAUUAUCGUGUUGGAGACAAAGUUCUCUAUGUCAGGAUGUUGAAUGAUAAACAUGCCAUGGUUCGUGUCGGUGGUGGAUGGGAGAACUUUGGUACAUACUUGUUAAAGCAUGACCCCUGCCGGAUGACUGUGAUCGCCCGGCCCGGAAUCAAAGCCAGCAAGUCUAUUGGCAAAUCCCCAGUGAAGAGAGAGCUGUCCCGGGAUAGUUACAUGGUUGUAGGUAGUCACUCUCGCUUCAAGAAGUAACACUUUAAAAUGUUAUGGCAGGUUACACUGUGACAAAUCAGAUUAAAUAAAGAGUUGACUGGAUUUCUUAAAAGCCCAGGUGGCUUGAUCUUAUAUAAAACCUCAUAUUUCAUCUUUCCUUUAGUGUUUUAGGGUUUCAGUUGUAGAUAAAGAAGUUAACCCUUUAACUGGUGCAGCCCUUUUUGAGUGUGUGUGUGGGGGGGGUGAAAAGGUGAUGUACACCUUCAAAUUAAUAUAACUCAGGCUUUUUUGAUCUAGAAGCCUAAUUUUGGUCUUGUUUUAAAGAAGACACUUUUUUAUGGAAGUGUCUGGAGGUGAAAAUAUAUAUUUUUUAUAGCAGUUUACAUUUAUUUGUAAUAAAAAAGCAAUAUUAUUUUUAAUACAUAAAAUUAUCCAAAAACUGAGGUUUGUGUUGGUUUGCUGUGGGAUUUGCUGCAUGUCACAAAUAAAUAAAUUACAGUUACUGAAUUAUUAUUACUGCUAAAAGGUUUUGAAAUAUGAAAACUACAUUCUUAGACCUUUCCAACAAUAUAUAUACAUGCAAAACAUUGAAGUAAACUUACGUGUCCCGCUCACAGUUCAGUUAAGGGGUUAAAUAUUUUUGACUGUUAUUUUCAGGAGAUUUUAUAUAGGUUAGAUGUCAAAUAGAUUGAAAUAUUUUCUAUUAUUCACAGAUGAUUAGAUAUUGCCCACCCCACUCUUUUAAUGUGAAACUAUGCAAAUGAUAAAGGGCAGGAUCUCUAAUAUUGAAAGAUAACUGGGAAGUCAAUGUGAUCUAUUUGUUUUAUU
Messenger RNA from Misgurnus anguillicaudatus (oriental weatherfish), 2612 nucleotides. It is a transcript of the gene gas2b, whose product is annotated as growth arrest-specific 2b. The record is from RefSeq and is a predicted model, not a curated record. NCBI's taxonomy places the organism in Eukaryota, Metazoa, Chordata, Actinopteri, Cypriniformes, Cobitidae. Gene Ontology annotation, cellular component: actin filament. Gene Ontology annotation, molecular function: cytoskeletal adaptor activity; actin filament binding; microtubule binding. Gene Ontology annotation, biological process: actin crosslink formation.